Abrus precatorius (Indian licorice) is the source of this 660-nucleotide messenger RNA. RefSeq names its product UDP-glycosyltransferase 87A2-like. The record is from RefSeq and is a predicted model, not a curated record. The transcript is spliced from 2 exons. The coding region runs from base 1 to 660 and encodes 219 amino acids. NCBI's taxonomy places the organism in Eukaryota, Viridiplantae, Streptophyta, Magnoliopsida, Fabales, Fabaceae.
AUGCAAGACCCAAUUCCAGUUCCGCCAACCAUCUCCGGCCACGUGGUGGCUGUUCCAUACCCAGGUCGACGCCACAUCAACCCCAUGAUGAACCUCUGCAAGCUGCUGCUUUACAAGAACACCAACCUCCACAUUACCUUCGUGGUCACCGAGGAAUGGCUCGGCCUCAUCGGCUCCGACUCCAAACCUGACAACUUCAGAUUUGCCUCAAUCCCCAACGUUAUUCCUUCCGAACAUGAUCGAGCCAACGACUACGUCACCUUCUUUGAAGCCGUUAUGACCAACAUGGAAGCCCCUUUUGAUCAUCAAGCCAUUGGAAGUAACCAUGGUCAGAAUGUUUGUUGUCCACAGAACCAGCGUGACCAUUACCAAAACAAGGACCAACCUCUAGAUUGUAAAUUGAUAGUGGAAUAUUGGAAGGUGGGGUGGAGGGUGAAAACACAAGUUGAAGUUAAACAAGACACUUUGAUUAGAAAAGAUGAAAUUGCUAGCCUUGUUAAAAAUUUUAUGGAUUUAGAGAGUGAUGAAGGGAGAGAUAUGAGGAAAAGAGCCAGGGAGCUUCAGCUGCUAUGUCACCGUGCAAUUGCAAGUGGUGGAUCAACAGAUUCUGAUAUCAGUGCUUUUCUUCGCCAUAUACUUCGGGGUGCCAAGCCAGAGUGA